AUGUCUGUUGAAAAUGUCGUGGUCGGUGUAUCGAAUUUGCCUAAUCAACGGUACAAGAUUGUGUCUAAUCAAGGUGGGAUUUUUACUCUGAUGGUAUGUGGUGAAUCAGGUCUCGGUAAGACCACAUUUAUCAACACGUUGUUUCAGACUACCCUAAAACACGCUGAUCCUCAACAGCGUCGCAACCAACCAAUCAAAAGAACCGUGGAAAUCGAUGUGCUACGCGCGAUCCUGGAAGAAAAGAACUUCUCGCUCAGAGUGAAUGUCAUUGACACGCCAGGGUUUGGCGACAAUGUCAACAACAACAAGUCGUGGCAAACCAUUGUGGACUUUAUCGACGAGCAGCACGACUCGUAUAUGCGCCAGGAGCAGCAGCCGUUCCGCGACACGAAAUUUGAUCUCAGAGUCCACGCCGUGUUGUACUUCAUUAGACCUACCGGCCACGGUUUGAAGCCUCUGGACAUUGAAACUAUGAAAAGAAUCUCCACACGAGCCAAUCUGAUCCCUGUGAUUGCCAAAUCUGACACACUUACUGCCAAAGAGCUACAGGACUUUAAGCUUCGGAUCAGACAGGUGGUUGAAGCUCAGGAAAUUCGCAUUUUCACCCCGCCAUUGGACGAAUCCGAAUCUCCGGACCCAGCUGUCAUGGAGCAUGCUAGACAGCUUAUCGAGUCCAUGCCUUUUGCCAUUAUCGGGUCUGAAACAAAGUUUGACAACGGCCAAGGUACCAUGGUUCCAGCUAGAAAAUAUCCAUGGGGUAUAGUUGAGGUCGAAAAUGACGCUCAUUGUGAUUUUCGUAAGCUGAGAAGUUUACUGUUGAGAACAAAUCUCCUCGACUUAGUUCUUUCCACCGAGGAAUUGCACUACGAGGCUUACAGAAAACUACGUUUGGAAGGUUCUGGUGCAAGUGAAGACCAAUCUCUACCAGCCAGAGCCCCUGCCAGAAAACUUUCACACAAUCCACAGUUUAAGGAAGAGGAAAACGCCCUCAAAAAGUACUUCACAGAUCAGGUUAAGGCCGAGGAACAAAGAUUCAGACAAUGGGAACAAAACAUCGUCAACGAAAGAAUUAGAUUAAACAGCGAUCUGGAGGAAGUACAGGCAAAGGUAAAAAAAAUGGAAGAGCAAGUGAGAUCUCUGCAGUUGAAAAAGCAUUAA
Molecule: messenger RNA, 1158 nt
Organism: Lachancea nothofagi CBS 11611
Lineage: Eukaryota; Fungi; Ascomycota; Saccharomycetes; Saccharomycetales; Saccharomycetaceae
Source: the annotation of a GenBank genome assembly